AUGAUCAUCGCCCUUCAAACACUCAUAUUCUUUCGCGAAACACUAGUGCGGGCAUUGGAUGCUUUCCUACGACCGUACUACAAAAACUUCAGCUUUACUUUUACAAAACAAAAUGAUUCUGAUGACGAAGGUUCUGAGGAUCAAGUAUACGCGGAGUAUCACGAGGAGAAAGGAGUUGUAUUCUUCCCGCCUGUGUACGUUCAGAGGUAUGCGGCCGUGACCGAUUGUCUCAUGGACGAUGUUUGGUACGGAAAAUUGGAAAAGGUUGCUGACUUUGGAUACCAUGACAUGAGUUUUAUAAAAUAUCUGAAAGAAGUACCGGGAAUCCAGCAUAUUAUGGGUGUAGAUAUUGAGACAAUACCAAUUCAGAGUUCAUCUGAUCUCCUUAGUUCUGAAGACUACAUGCCAAAGAGAGAGAACCCUUUAAAAGUGACUCUAUUCCAAGGUAAUGCAGCAGACCCUGACUAUAGACUGAUAGGCUGUGAUGCUGUCAUAGCCAUAGAAAUGAUUGAACACAUGCUACCGCAUGACUUGGAUAGAUUUGUUCAAACGGUCUUUGGUUUUAUAAAGCCGUGGGUUGUUGUCUUAACAACACCAAAUGGUGACUUUAAUGUUCUCUUUAAAUCUAUGGAGAAAAAUGGCCUGAGACGCUUAGACCAUUUCUUUGAGUGGAGCAGAGAACAAUAUCAUGAUUGGUGCACCAAUAUUGUGUUGCGAUACCCACAAUACUCUGUCUCAUGUAAGGGUAUUGGACCCGGACCUCCUGAUACAGCGCAUCUAGGUUGCUGUAGUCAAAUGGCGAUAUUUGUUUCUAAGAACUAUAUAAAACAACAGGACUUGGACCCAAAUAGCUUGGCCCUGGUUGCCAGUAAAGAUGUGCCAAGCCUAAGCUUAGAUGACAUGACAUCCAGUUAUGAGUGCAUACCCGAUAAUAAUAUGCUAUGCAUAACCAAUGAGCUGAACUGCACCACGUUACAAGUGAAGAAGUUCUCUAAAACUACUCAAAACAUGAUGGCGAAAAACAAAAUAGAUUCAUUGGUGCACACCCGUGAAGUGGUAGAUGAGAUUCGUCAUUUGACGAAGAUGCUUAACUUUGACAAGAGCUGCAAGCAGUGCGGCGGUGACCAUAUUUUGCACAACUUUAACUGGGGGGAGAAUGCGCCAUAUUGGAACGAAUACUACAAGGUCGUAAGGGAUUAUAACUAUCCAUUUGAGACCAAGUCGGACGAAUGUCGUAUCCUAGAUCUGAUAUGCGAAGAAAUAAAUUCUCUGGUGGAUAAGCAGUGGGAUGACGAGUUUCCCGCGGAAAUUAAUAGGUUGGAGAUUCCGAUAGAUCACCUGAUGAAGGCGGUAGUGCACAUCACCGACGAUGUUGAUAAAGUCAAGGAACUCCUAGAAUGGAACGGGUACCAAAUUGUUGGGGACUUGGUGGUGCAUUCUCGUCUGAUCGUCGAUACUACAUCGAUUGGCACCCAUGAUGACGAUUGGGCGGACAACGAAACAGUGUCUGAUUGGGAUACAUCAGAUGUACGUUCAUCUUCGCUUUCCGACGGUAGCACAAACGUUCCGGACUUUUACGGUUUGAAAUUAUUCUUCUCACUGUACAUGUCGCCACCAAAUACAUGA
This is a messenger RNA of Leptosia nina, 1626 nucleotides long. The record is from the annotation of a GenBank genome assembly. NCBI's taxonomy places the organism in Eukaryota, Metazoa, Arthropoda, Insecta, Lepidoptera, Pieridae.